This is a messenger RNA of Verruconis gallopava, 1070 nucleotides long. RefSeq lists its product as uncharacterized. Bases 156 to 992 code for a protein of 278 amino acids. The record is from RefSeq and is a predicted model, not a curated record. The transcript has a single exon. Lineage: Eukaryota; Fungi; Ascomycota; Dothideomycetes; Venturiales; Sympoventuriaceae. Gene Ontology annotation, cellular component: UDP-N-acetylglucosamine transferase complex. Gene Ontology annotation, biological process: dolichol-linked oligosaccharide biosynthetic process.
AUUUGUGCGAAUGCGGUCCACUCGAGUCCAGACCCCUGGCCCCGACAGCAUCAUCUUUGCAAUCCUUUUGUCAUUAAGUCACUCCUUCUAGUCUAAAACAUGACAUUUGCCAUACUGAAGAGCUGCAAACUGAUUCUUCCUGAGCAGCGUGCAUAAUGCUACGUCCAGUCCUUGCCGCAACGAUUCUCACUGGUCUAAUUGGUGUUGUUGUUGCCGUCGCAGCACGUCUUAAAUCGAUUCUGCCACCAAACCGCGCACAGCCCGGACGCAGGCGCUCCCCUUCCUUUUCGCCAUCCAGCAAUGUCAAAGCACAUCCCUCCCGCCGUCUCGAAAGAGCCAGCCUAGAUGAUGCCUUGUUUGACUCACCAACCUACCUCUACCAGCAUUUCAUGGUUGUUCUAGGCAGCGGCGGUCACACAGCAGAGAUGCUGCUUAUGCUCCGAACAGUCGCGUUAAGUAAAUGGAGGAAGAGGAGUUGGGUUGUGAGCUCUGGAGAUGAGUUUAGCGCUUCACUUGCAACCGAAUUCGAAGCAGAGCUACAAUGCCCCGGUAGCUGUUCGUUUGACAUUGUGAAGCUCCCACGCGCGCGAAAGGUACACCAGAGUAUUUUCACAACACCUUUUACUAGUUUGGUCUGUCUGUGGACAAGUUUGAGCAUGCUUUCGAGGGAUGCGCCUGAUAUUAUUCUCACGAAUGGCCCGGGAACCGGAGUAAUUGUCGUCUUCGCCUCAAUUUUGCUUCGUUUCUUUGGAGUUGACGGAAGUCACCGGACCAGAUGUGUAUAUGUCGAAAGUCUGGCUAGAUGUAAGACACUAAGCUUGAGUGGACGAUUGCUUAAAAUGUUUGUGGAUAGAUUCUUGGUACAGUGGCCAGAACUGGGAGGUGGCAGAGCAGAAUUUAAAGGCUGCCUUGCCUUGGAUGCUGCCAUUGCAAUAGGCAUGAACGGAAUUGGAGAUACAGAGUUUGUGCCAUUGAUGGAAUUCUUGUUUUGACAGGAAACACUAAAUCUCAUAACCAACUGGUAUUAUUGGUGUUCUUACUGAAUAUUCAUUUGAUAUUUUCGCAAACUC